Saprolegnia parasitica CBS 223.65 is the source of this 1317-nucleotide messenger RNA. RefSeq lists its product as hypothetical. The transcript has 5 exons. The coding region runs from base 22 to 1263 and encodes 413 amino acids. The record is from RefSeq and is a predicted model, not a curated record. NCBI's taxonomy places the organism in Eukaryota, Oomycota, Saprolegniomycetes, Saprolegniales, Saprolegniaceae.
CACGCGUGUUCGGCGAGCGCGAUGGAGGAGGAAUGGAUCCCGAACGACGAGGACAUUGAGACGAUCUUUAGCAUGGACCAGGGGCUCCUGGGCAUGGAGGAACCGUCCAAGAAGCGAACGCGGCCCGACGACGGCUCAGACGACGGCGCCUCGAGCAGCGACGAUGACGGCGCGGACCUCGAAAUGGAGAUGGAGCGGCAGAUGCAGAGUCAGGUCCAAGACGUGCACGCGAUCCGGCGGCUAAAGCACCGCAUCAUCUCGCGCAAGUCGCGCGCCAAGAAGAAGCGCGACAUGGAGGCGCUGCAGGUGCAGGUGCACGAACUCGAGGCGACCGUGAAGCGGCUGCAGGCGUCGUCCUCGGUCGCUCUCGUCUCAAACGCCACGGACCGCAAGACCGCGUACCUGCGCCUGUUUGCGGAGGCCGAUCGGCUGCGCGAAGAGAACCGGAACCUCAAGCUCGCGAUCGAAAAGCACGUCGGGUUUGCCAACUCGGUGCAGUCGUCGAUCGCGGCCGUCGAAAAGUGGGAGAAAGAAAACAUUGUGCUCGCCGCGCUCUGCGACUUUGUCGUAUUCCACGCGCUCUCGCCCGUCCAGUUUGAGUGUCUCCGCCAGAAGACGCUCGCCGAGUGCGCGAGCUUGACCGUCGCCGCCGACGCACCCCAGCGCUUCCAGGGCUGGGAGGACUUUCGGCGCACAGACUUUCCGCCGCCGAGCGCGCCACACCAGCAAUCCAGCGCCGUCCCGUCUCGCGCGUCGUGGGUCUCGUCCAAGGUCCUAUCGCUACCGCCGGGAACAACGCUGCAGACAAUCGCUGACAAGACGUGGCGUAUCUACCAAAAGAAGGCAGCGUGUGAGCGCCUCCUGCCAUAUCUGCGCAAGCUCGAGGUGCUGCAAACCGUCAACGACGACGCAUUCGUGUGUCGACGGGAUCUGCUUUUCCCGCACGCAAAGACCCAGCGCGUGCACUAUACGACUCUGCUUGUGCUCCGGGCGUCACAUGCCGAUGGCCGGGUUACGUUCUCGGUCAAGACUAUGGACAACCCGAUCACCGACUCGGCCCUUGGCGAUUCGGAAGCUUGGCUCCAUGAGUGUGUCGAGCUCACACUUUCGCCCGUGCCCAACGGCGCAUGUCAUGUGCGUUGCCGAGGGUUUCAGGACAACGCAAUGGUGUCGUAUGCCAAGCCGGCGCUCGUCGAGCUCCUCGCCGUGCUCUUGCGCUGGGAAGCGUAUGUACUCGAGCCAGAUGAGGAGACGCAACGGUAAAGAUACAAACGCGUGUUUCGUCCCCAAGAAAUGCCCAGUGUACAUGCAGAAAAC